This is a messenger RNA of Dichomitus squalens LYAD-421 SS1, 1182 nucleotides long. RefSeq lists its product as uncharacterized. NCBI's taxonomy places the organism in Eukaryota, Fungi, Basidiomycota, Agaricomycetes, Polyporales, Polyporaceae. The record is from RefSeq and is a predicted model, not a curated record. Gene Ontology annotation, molecular function: protein binding. The transcript is spliced from 2 exons. The coding region runs from base 102 to 1079 and encodes 325 amino acids.
GCAAUAUUAAUGGCGAUCAUGUGAGGCUGUAACGAAUCGGCGUCAGUUGAGAUUGCCUGUCGAUAGCAUCGUCCAUCGUACUCAUCGCUCUUGCACUACACAUGGAGGAUAACGUAUUCCAUCACACGCCAAUCAGAUGUCUGGAAUUUUGGUUUGAGGACGGAGACACCAUGAUGACUGCGGGACACGUCGGCUUCCGCAUUCACAAGUACGUGCUAUCAGGCGGGUCCAGUGUCCUUGCCGACAUGGGACGAAGCGACGAGGAUCAGUUAGCAGGCUGUCCUACUGUCCGUCUGGAGGAGUCCGCCCACGACGUUAAACACCUGCUGCGGAUGCUCUACAAUGGAGUUGGCGAGGGUGAAGUCGAGCCAGUGCGUCUUCCUGAAUGCGCCGACUUCACGUCCAACGUCAGGAUGGCACACAAGUACAAGCUUCAUAUUCGCAAAGAGACCUAUUGUCUCUUGCGCCACCGCUUUCCUUCAACAUUCACUGAAUGGGAGACCAGAGGGGGUCUCUCUGCUGGAGACGCAAUCGAGGCAAUCAGCCUCUUCCGCACGAUCGGGGACGACGAUCUCACCACGCCGCACAUGGUUGUUGCUCUGUACCUCGCCUGCGGCCUUCCGUACAGGGCUCUCCUUCACGGGCACCGUCGUACGGAUGGAGUACUAGAGAGACUUCACCGGGAAGACAUCGAGCGGUGCGUCCUGCUUCGGGAGAGCCUGGUCGAGCGGUCGGCUUGGAUGGCGGCAAAGCUGUACGAAGGAGAGGCGAGCGCAAACUGCGUUGGCACGGACGGUCAGUGCGAUGCAGGAACCGCGAGUGUGCGCACGAGUAUCCUGCGUGGCAGUCUGAAUCACUGGCUCCAUGCGGACCCUUUGGGGGAGUUCAUGCAAUCCACGGUCGACGAGAUGGAAGUUGGGAGUGCGCGGGGGAUUUGUGGUAUUUGCGCUGGGAUGCUUUGCGAGCGGGAGAGGCAGCUCCGUAGAGAGCUAUGGGAGGCGCUGCCGAGCAUGUUGGCGGGGGUUGAAGACGAGAUGAAGAUAGCGAGAGGUGGCAGGCCCGAUGAGCAUGGAGACUAAUCAACUUUGGUGUCGUAGCGGCCGAUUUGGCGGAAGGAAAGUCAGUCGGAAACAGAUGGUCUGUAAAUACAGUAGGUUAUGCCGCCUCUGUUCAAGCAACGAG